Messenger RNA from Saccostrea cuccullata (small rock oyster), 406 nucleotides. RefSeq names its product ficolin-1-like. Lineage: Eukaryota; Metazoa; Mollusca; Bivalvia; Ostreida; Ostreidae. The record is from RefSeq and is a predicted model, not a curated record. The transcript has 2 exons. The annotation marks the transcript as partial.
GAAAUGAUGCAAUCUACAAGCUGACAAAGAACAAGGACCAUGAACUCCGUGUUGAGCUACAAGAUUUUGAUGGCGCUGAAGCAUACGCUCAGUACAAUAUAUUUUAUGUCGGGAAUGAAGAAAGUAAAUACGUACUCACCCUGUCGGAGUAUUUUGGAUCCGCAGGUGACAGUUUAAAGUAUCACAAUGGAAUGAAAUUCACCACUAAGGAUCGGGAUAACGACGAGAAUGGUGGUAACUGUGCUGUAUACUGUCACGGAGCCUGGUGGUACAAAUCCUGACAUAGCUCAAAUCUUAACGGGCAGUACGUCAAUUCUAAUGUGACUAGUGUUAAACACCCGGUAUGGUAUAGCUGGAAAGGGAGACACGAAGCGCUGAAAAAGACUAGGAUGAUGAUAAGAAAUAU